GAUCUGUGGUCAUUGCUUCUAUGAAAUGUAAACUAAUAGUACCUACUUAAUAAUAUUUAUUAUUUUAAAUAUUAUAGCGCAAGAGACUUAUAAUUUUUCUUUUGACUAAUUAUAAAUAUUGUAUCAGUAUAUUAAUAAAAAUGAAUAAGUUAUCGGGGUUAUGGCGAAUACACCAUGUACAUUUUCAGCAAGUGAGGUUAGGCCAUAAAAUGCGAGGAAAACCUCCAAUAUUUUGUAGAACAAUAAAAGAACGUCUAGAAGAAUUAAAUUAUAAAGAUGAAUUGUACACUACAAGAACUGACAUUGGAUUUCCAUCGGAUAAAAAGUCAUCAACAGAUGCUCGAGUAAACCGUAUGGAACAAACAAAAAAAGUUAAAAAUGAUAAAAAUCUGGAACAGUUGGCACGAAAAGGACAGUUAGAGAUAGACUUGAUCCAGUCUAAAAAGGAUUGGUUAGCAACAUUAGGGCCUUUGCAUAAAAAACAAAUAGCUGAUCACUAUGGAAUAUAUGAACAUUUAUAUGGAGAAGGCUUUUUCAUACCACAUUUGAAUUUGGAUAUAUUCUAUGAUUUAAAAAAGGGCAGUUGCCUGCCAGUGUAUUAUGGAAAUGUUAUAAAACCUGCAGAGGCAUUGGAGAGUCCCAUUGUUUCCUAUGAGUCUGAUGGCAAUACUUUAUGGACAUUAGCCUUAACUAAUCUUGACGGACAUCUGAAGGAGAAUGAUAAGGAGUAUGUUCAUUGGCUGAUUGCAAAUAUUCCUGGGAAUUCUAUUGAGAAAGGGGAUGUUAUUGUGGAUUAUUUGCGUCCUUUCCCCUUGAAAGGCACUGGAUGUCAUAGAUACACAUUUGUGUUGUACAAACAGGAUAGCAGGGUGUCAUAUGAUCUACCUAAAGUUACACUUUCUUCACCUCUAGAUGAUAGAACAUUUAGCACAAGAGACUGGUACAAGAAGUAUCAAGACAACAUAACUCCAAUUGGACUUGCGUUUUAUCAAACUGACUGGGAUGCAAGUGUUACUGAGUUCUUCCACAAAACAUUGAAUCAAAAAGAGCCAAUUUACGAGUAUGAUUUCCCAGCACCAUACAUACGGCCCCAGGAAUGGUAUCCACUUAGACAGCCAUUUAACUUAUACAUGGAUAAAUAUAGAGAUCCCAAGCAGAUUAACAAGGAGUACCUUUUGCGUAAACUUAAAAAUGAAGAUCCAUUCAAAACUCCUCCACCACCACUCAAAUUUCCCAAUGCCCAGUUUCUGCCAAAAAAUAUGCCUUCUUGGUUGAAAUUGCAUGAAAAGAAAAUCCGAAUGCGCUGGGGGCGAGUCAAUGAUGUGUGAAUCUGAGAUUAAUAAAUUAAUGUAGAAAAAAAUAUAAAAUAAAA
Molecule: messenger RNA, 1372 nt
Organism: Bicyclus anynana (squinting bush brown)
Lineage: Eukaryota; Metazoa; Arthropoda; Insecta; Lepidoptera; Nymphalidae
Gene: mRpL38
Product: 39S ribosomal protein L38, mitochondrial
Exons: 4
Coding region: 141-1328 (395 amino acids)
Cellular component (GO): mitochondrial large ribosomal subunit
Source: RefSeq, a predicted model, not a curated record